AUGCUUCAGACCACCGUGUUUUCUCCGUCUCCCGGAGCCCUUCAGCUCAACCACAACCACAACCGCAGGAUCUUCUCAUGGGGACGAGGGUCUGUUGGUGUUAACAGCAGCACUAGUAACACAUGGAGGCAAUCUUUGUUUGUCAGCGCAAAACCUGUCCUUGAGGAUGGUGUUCUCAGUGUCAAUGGUAAGGAAUUGUUGACAAAAGUGCCUGAGAAUGUGGUUGUCACACCAUUGACCAACUCAUCCGCAUUUGUGGGUGCCACUUCUGAAACUGCUACUUCACGCCAUGUUUUUAAGCUUGGAGUCAUACGUGAUGUCAGAUUAUUAAGUCUUUUUAGAUUUAAGCUUUGGUGGAUGAUACCACGAGUGGGCAAUACCGGAAGUGACAUUCCGGUUGAAACUCAGAUGUUGCUCGUUCAAGCAAAGGAGGGACCAGAUUUUAAUGCGUUAAAGGAAGCUGCUCCUUAUAUCUUAUUCUUGCCUGUUCUAGAUGGUGAAUUUAGAAGCAGCUUGCAGGGGAAUUCAUCGAAUGAGCUUGAGUUCUGUGUUGAAAGUGGUGACCCAGCUAUAGUUACCUCACAAUCCCCAAAAGCAGUUUUUGUGAACUGUGGGAACCAUCCUUUCGAUCUGUUGAAGGAAUCUAUGAAGAUUUUGGAGAAGCAUUUUGGAACUUUUUCUCUUAGAGAAUCCAAACAGAUGCCUGGAAUGCUAGAUUGGUUUGGCUGGUGUACCUGGGAUGCCUUUUAUCAAGGAGUUAAUCCUCAGGGAAUCAGAGAAGGCCUGAAAAGUUUAUCACAGGGAGGUACUCCAGCUAAGUUUUUGAUAAUUGACGAUGGGUGGCAAGAUACAUCAAAUGAGUUCCAAAUAGAAGGGGAGCCAUUUGUUGAAGGAUCACAGUUUGGUGGUAGAUUAAAUAGCAUUCAAGAAAAUAGUAAGUUUCGUACAACAACCAAUAAAGAGGCUGAAAGCGAGACACCAAGUGGUCUGAAGGAAUUUGUUUCUGAAAUCAAGGGGAAUUUUGGCCUCAAGUACGUCUAUGUAUGGCAUGCCCUGUUGGGAUACUGGGGAGGGCUUCUUCCAAAUGCUCUUGGAACUAAAAAGUAUAAUCCUAAGCUAAGAUACCCAGUACAGUCCCCCGGGAAUUUGGCAAAUAUGAGGGACUUGGCCAUGGAUUGCAUGGAGAAAUAUGGUGUUGGUGCAAUAGAUCCUGCAAAGGUGUAUCAGUUUUAUGAUGAUCUGCACGGUUAUCUUGUUUCACAGGAUGUGGAUGGGGUUAAGGUCGAUGUUCAGAACAUACUGGAGACUAUAUCAACUGGUUUAGGAGGGCGCGUCUCUCUAACUAGACAGUUCCAACAGGCACUCGAGAAGUCCAUAGCCACCCACUUCCAAGACAACAGCAUAAUCUGCUGCAUGGGCCAAAGCACAGACUCCAUUUACCAUUCGAAAAAAAGUGCUAUUACUCGAGCAUCUGAUGAUUACUACCCAGAAAACCCAACAACACAGACACUACACGUUGCUGCUGUGGCUUUCAACAGCAUAUUCCUCGGUGAAGUUGUUGUCCCAGAUUGGGACAUGUUCUAUAGCCGUCAUGAUGCAGCUGAGUUCCAUGCUGCUGCUAGAGCUGUGGGAGGCUGUGGAGUCUAUGUUAGUGACAAACCUGGCCAGCAUGAUUUCGAGAUACUUAAAAGGCUUGUACUUCCCGAUGGGUCAAUUCUCAGAGCUCGAUACCCCGGGAGGCCAUCGCGGGAUUGUUUAUUUGUUGACCCAGUUAUGGAUGGGAAGAGCCUUCUAAAGAUAUGGAAUUUGAACAAAUGCAAUGGAGUUGUGGGCAUUUUCAACUGCCAGGGAGCGGGGAAGUGGCCUUGUGUGGAAAACAUUGUUGAGGUAAAAGCUAGUGCUGCUGAGCUAUCUGGGCAGGUGUCCCCUGCAGAUAUUGAGUAUUUCGAAGAGGUUUCUGGGAAGCAUUGGACUGGAGAUUGUGCAGUCUAUUCCUUCACCAAAGGGUGCCUGUCUCGUUUACCAAAGGACAAGUCGUUUGAGGUCACAUUAAAACUUCUCCAGUGUGAUGUCUUUACUGUAUCUCCUAUUAAGGUUUACAAGCAAGAGAUCGAGUUUGCAGCUAUUGGAUUAUUGAAUAUGUACAAUUCCGGUGGAGCAGUUGAAGCAAUUGACUGCUUUGGCGAUGAGUCUAGUUGUGAAAUACACAUCAAGGGAAGAGGAGGAGCUCGUAGUUUUGGAGCAUACUCCAGUUUAAAGCCCAAAGCUUGCUCAGUCAACUCCAUAGACGAGGAGGAAUUUGAAUUCAGAGGUGAAGACAAUCUUUUAACAGUAACAAUUCCCCCCAGAACAAGUUGUUGGAACAUUAUUCUAUGUUAUUGA
This is a messenger RNA of Prunus armeniaca (apricot), 2382 nucleotides long. Lineage: Eukaryota; Viridiplantae; Streptophyta; Magnoliopsida; Rosales; Rosaceae. The record is from the annotation of a GenBank genome assembly.